Chara braunii is the source of this 1781-nucleotide messenger RNA. Lineage: Eukaryota; Viridiplantae; Streptophyta; Charophyceae; Charales; Characeae. The record is from the annotation of a GenBank genome assembly.
GGUCAAACAAGGACCCUCGUGAGUCUUGGGUGGCGCUAAGGAAAGGUCCUAGUGGGGAACAUUUCGUGGUGGAAGUCGAUGUAGGCCGCAAAUGUGGUGCCUUCAUAGAUAUAGGCUCCACGUGGAAUUACAUACGUCACGACUGUUUGGAAAGGCUGCACCUACACGACCGGGUACUUUGGCCAACAAGGAGCGCAUGAUAGUGACAUACUACAUCAAGGACGUAGUUUGUACCUUCUCCUAUGGAGGAGGUGAGCUUAACCAUAAGAUCUCGUUCUUGGUUAGCGACGACUUGCCAUUCGAUAUGUUGUUAGGCAUGUACUACCUCGAAGUUGCUGAGCCCCAGUUCGACUGGGAUAAGAAGGUGCUUAAAUACAAGUUGCCCGAUGGUCGAACUGUCAGAUUGACUAAGUUCAAGGCCAGCAGUAUUAUCGAUACCUAUGGCUGCUUGUGUGCAUCAGCAUUCUAUUACUACAAGCAAAACCAAAAGGAAGGACAGAGUGUUUCCAUGGAUUUCAUGGACACCCUCGUAACUAGCAAGAGUGGUAAAAGGCACAUCUUCGUCAUCAUAGACCGAUUCACCAAAUACGCAAGACUAGUUGCCAUGCCAGAAAGUGCGAGGACUGACCAUGUCAUCGAGUUGUUUACGGACAACUGGGUGCGGGACUUUGGUUUACCAAAGACCAUCGUUAGUGAUAGAGAUGUCCGAUUCACAAGUGACCUAUGGAAGAAGACUGCGGAACAAAUGGGCAGUCAACUUCAGAUGACUUCAGGAAAUCAUCCAGAAGCCAACGGACAAGCCGAACAGAUGAAUAGAGUUGUACAGCACUUGCUGAGGCAUUACAUCAAGCCCAACCAAGAUGAUUGGGAUGAGAAGUUGCCACUCAUCGCCAGUAUGUACAACAAUGUUGUGCACAGCAGCACCGGCGUGAGGCCUAACCAGCUCCACUUGGGAUGGAAGCCUAGAUCCGCGUUGGACUUCCUCCUACCUGAAAAUCGACCUGCUGCAACCCUAGGCACAUUGGAGUACGGUGUGCAUUAUGAGAGGUUGCUGCAAGAAGUUGUCGAGCACAUGAAGAAAGCUCAGCAAGCAAUGAUUGCUUCUGAGAAUCAACAUCGUAGACAGUCCACAAAUCAGGUAGGGGAACGUGUCUGGGUCAAGGCUAGCGAGCUAGGACAAGAAUUCGGAAUCUCUCGAAAACUAAUGCCUCAAUACUUUGGUCCCUGGGAAGUCUUGGAUGUAGUGGGAGAUGAGUUGGAUGGUCCCACAUAUGUCAUUCGUGUCCCUGGGCACCUACGCACUCACCCAGUCUUUCAUGCCUCAAAGCUUGCACCUUUCGCUGAGACUGAUCAAUUCCCUUCCAGGAGAUCAAUGCUGCCCCCAACCAUGGAUGGACAAGUCGACAUCAACAACAUUGUGGAUCACAGGGACAUGCCUGUUGCCAAGCCGUUGGGUCGAGGAAGACCUCCUAAACCCAAGAGAGAGUACCGGAUCAGAUUCAGGCACCAUUUGGAUCCGAAAGAAGAUCGGUGGUUUACCCGGGAGGAACUGAUGGAAACAGCUCCUCACGUGGUGGCAGAUUAUGAACGGAAGCUAAAAGGGAAGGCACCUGCGAAGUACGCAUCUCAGCGGACUUUCGAAGCUAAGGGGGAUGGAAUGUGAGGAUUGAGCCCUCAAGUAGGGGCCUUGSCAUGAUGUACAUGUUCUGGGCUAAGGCCCCAGCAAGCCUCGUGCCCGCCCUAAGUGAAGGCGGGCCAGCAAAUCAACAAGAGCCCUCUCG